Messenger RNA from Annulohypoxylon truncatum, 1314 nucleotides. Its product is annotated as serine hydrolase FSH. The record is from RefSeq and is a predicted model, not a curated record. Lineage: Eukaryota; Fungi; Ascomycota; Sordariomycetes; Xylariales; Hypoxylaceae. The transcript is spliced from 3 exons. The coding region runs from base 397 to 1227 and encodes 276 amino acids. Gene Ontology annotation, cellular component: cytoplasm; nucleus.
GAUCGUCAGAUCGUCAAAUCCUAAAGCUUCAUCCCAGUAUGAAGCCCCCAAAUUUAGCAGCAUUUUUCAAUGCUAGUUCACCCAUGCCUUGAACUAGAAGGAUUCGGUAGUCCUUGUCUAGUUUCAAGCCGUCUUACUCAUACACUUGUUUAGAUCCUACCCUCGUUCCGGUACUCCUCUUGGAGGCCAAGACUGUAUUUCCAUCCCUUAGCUCCCGCAAGAUUUAACGAAUCGGAAUUGCUACCAUGUCGUCGCCAAGGCAUCUCCUCAGCACAAGAACUCGACACCCUUGACCUUUCGAGCGGCACAUCUCACAAUAUCUUAACUCGAUUACGCCCGGUUGCGUAAAAUUAGCCUUGGCACAACAUUCUUCAACGAAAAAAAACUUCUCUCAAGAUGCGUACUCUCAUGCUUCACGGUCACAGCACCAGCUCCUUUAUCUUUAAGGCGCAGUCAGGUCCUUUCCGAGCAAAGCUGGGCAACUCGUUUCAGUGGGAGUUCAUUGAUGGGCCCUACAGCUGCCCGCCACCCCGCGGCCUGAAAAUGGUCAUGUGGAAGGCGUACAAGUGGAUGGAGAAGCCUGGCGUCGAGUCUAUCAAGAAAUCCGUUCAGUGGCUGCAGAACUACAUCGAUAAGCACGGUCCUUUCGACUGCGUCUGCUGUUUCUCGAAAUCCUCUUCCGUAGUGGUAGCUCUCUUACUCUAUCAUGCUCGCGAAGUUGCCAACGGCUCCCAGAAGCCGCUCCCAUUCAAGUCGGCCGUUUUCAUCAACGGAAACCUUGAGUGCUCUGUCCUAGAAGACCUCGGAUUGCCCGUAACACAGGAGGCGAAGGAAAUCGAAAGGAAGGUGGAAGAUAUGGUCAAGUCCAAGGUCGACGCGAUGUCGAACCUUGCCAGCAGCCUCGUUAAGCCGCAAGGGCUCUGGGACGACACGAGCCAACUUCUGCACGACCCCGAUGAGCUACCGGAGCCGUCUGACUGCUUCGGUCUCGACUUUACGUCGUUCCCUCCCGAUGCUUUCAUCAGCAUCCCAACCGUCCACAUGUACGGUGGAAAGGACCCCAUUUUCACUUCCAGCAUCCAGCUGGCUUACCUCUGCGACCCUCAGAAGAGGGUAAUGUACGACCACCAAGGUGGACAUGACGUACCGAGGACCCCUGACGUGGUUGCUGAUAUGACUUCCGCCUUCAGGAAACUGGACCAACAACUGAAGGCGCCGGCGGCUUGAGAUUGCAGAUUUGAAUAAAGCACGUUUUUUUCCAACGGUAUGGGCAUGCUAGGAGCAAUAGAAUACGGAUAGAUCAUUUGUUAGAUA